Messenger RNA from Podospora bellae-mahoneyi, 566 nucleotides. RefSeq lists its product as uncharacterized. The transcript is spliced from 2 exons. Gene Ontology annotation, molecular function: monooxygenase activity; heme binding; oxidoreductase activity, acting on paired donors, with incorporation or reduction of molecular oxygen. The record is from RefSeq and is a predicted model, not a curated record. NCBI's taxonomy places the organism in Eukaryota, Fungi, Ascomycota, Sordariomycetes, Sordariales, Podosporaceae. The coding region runs from base 1 to 324 and encodes 107 amino acids.
AUGACGGUUCUGUUGAUGCACACGGACGAAAGGCUGUACCCGGAUCCGCAUCGGUUUCAGCCGGAGAGGUGGGUAGAUCCGGAGGCGAGGAAGAAGGCUGAGGAGACGUACGCGCCGUUCUUGAGAGGUACGAGGAUCUGUCUCGGGAUGCAUCGUACCUGGGCAGAAAUGUAUCUGCUUAUGGCUGCGAUCGUGCAAAAGUUUGACUUUGACUUUGAUGGUCUCACACCAAACGACCAUUUCAAGGUCGUGAGCGACCAGUUCAUCGUCAGCACCAAGGGGAAGGCUGUUUUGGAGACAUGGGUGUCGCUUCGUCAGCGUUGAGACCGGUCUGAAUUGUAUCUCUGGAAAGUGGGAAGAAAUUCAUGACGACGGUUGGCACGGUCAUAGGAAAAAGGCAUCAGGGGUUUCAGGGGAGGAGACCCACUUUUCCCCCUAUCUCUACCCUAACUGAGUACAAAUCAAAUCAACCCAAGCGAAUUCUCACUGUGACUUGAGACAAUCCCACUGUGCUCUCAAUACACGUGUCUCCCCCACAAGCUGUCCAACUAAGUCGGACAUUCGCC